Molecule: messenger RNA, 2178 nt
Organism: Clonostachys solani
Lineage: Eukaryota; Fungi; Ascomycota; Sordariomycetes; Hypocreales; Bionectriaceae
Source: the annotation of a GenBank genome assembly
AUGGCGGCAUUGGGCAGGGAGUCGGUAUUACUGCCGACCAUCAAGUGUUCGCAAUGCGGCGCCCAGGUCGAGAUAUCAAUGAUGGGGGAGCAUAUCUGCAGCCCUUCAGAACCAGCGGAGAAAAGUAUGCCGAUCAACAUGACCGAUUCGACUUUAAAAUACGUGCUGACCAGAGGCCCAGUAUCGCCGUUAUUAGAGAAAUACGAUACCAUGAGCCGCCCACCUGAUCCGGCUCCACCAACAAAGCUUGGCCGUAAACCUUUGCCUGUGAACACUGGCAUUGCCAAUAAAUUAUAUGCACCUCCCACCACCAGGUCGCUGGACACCACUCCAAUCGAUUCACAGGAGCGACCAUCUUCCAGCGAGAGUCUGGAACUCCCGCCGGGCCAUAUUGAUGCACUCAACGCAACCUGGGGAAGCGCAAAAUCUACGCCCACGUUGGGCUGGGGCUUUGGUCAGAAAGAUGGCUAUACAACAGAGCCGAUUCCGAGCCCAGGUGUUGCGAGUGCUGGAUUUCUCGAGCGAAUGAACACCAUUGCCCCAGGCCCGUUCGAUGCCGAUCGGAGGCCGUCACUUAUUGAACAAUUUCCGAAGGCGCCCAAGGAUUCCCUCUCGCCGGUCUCGAUCAACUUGGAACGACCUGAUAGCGGCCAUGGAUCGAGGUCGUCAGUUUCCUCAGACGAACAUUACGAUGCUUCCUUGCCGCCAAAAUCGCCCAUGAAGACGACCUACGAUGGCUUCGGUCCACCUGCAAGAGUAGAGGGAGCGCUGACUCCUCCGCCGUUGGGGAAUAUCACCCGUUCCGAGACCUUUCCCAAGGCUUCGAAAUCAACAGACGCCCCCGCACGCACGCCGUCAGCUCCAGGAACACGAAAUGACCGCCUGGGCGCGCAACCAGAGGCCCAUAGCCGGAAACCAUCUAUGGGACCAGUGACAUCUCGCAAACCGCCGCCGCGCAAGAGCUUGAUCCAACCCGCUUCUAUGAAUAUGGCGUCUGUUGAUCUUGCGGCCGAGUUUGGCAUCAGCAAUCCGUACCAUACCCCUUCAGAUUCCGCAUCCUCAGGUUACUCUGGGUUCAGUCGACCCAGUUAUGCGAGCUCGCGAACAAGUUCAGCAGGCUAUCAAGCUCAAGGCCAAGCCUCGAGUGAUUCUAAUAUCGACAAAUUAAUUGGCGACGUGCAAAUGUCCAUGGACAGCAUGCAAACAAAGGGCCUCGAGGUCGAUACCGAGGCUUUACCCCGAUCACCAUCCCCCAUAUCCAAAUCACCUCACAGCUUAUCCCCACUUGACGGCCCAAGCCCAAGCUCGCAAAACUAUCGACAUGACGAUGCAAGCAAAGGCUUUUCGAACCACCUCAUGACGCCGCCAAUGCCAACACCAAUCCCAGCAUCUCGUUCCAAUACACAUCCUCAACUAUCUCCUGGAGGCUCUUACUUCCCACCCGAAAGUCCUCGAUUUGGAACAUCGCCCGAACAACCACUCGCCUCGCCUCGAUCUAGGGGCAACUGCAAAGCUUGUAGCCUUGCCAUCACAGGCAAGAGUAUUUCUUCCGCCGAUGGCCGGCUGACGGGGAAGUACCACAAAGCGUGUUUCGUGUGCACCUCCUGCUCGGAACCAUUCACUUCUGCCGAAUUCUAUGUGCUCAAUGACAAGCCAUACUGUGAGCGACACUACCACACGCUCAACGGUAGCCUCUGCGGGACGUGCGACAGAGGCAUCGAAGGUCACUACAUUGAGGAUGAAGUCUCAACUAAAUAUCACGUUGGCUGCUUCUGCUGUCACGAUUGUGGGCGAUCACUGUCGGAUGGCUAUUUCGAGAUAGCCGGGAAGCAAUACUGUGAGCAAGAUGCUCUAAACAGAAGCCAGCCUCCUCAACCCAGGAGCUUCGGUGGCAGGCCACCUCUUAAUCACAACCCAUACGGGCAGCAAUCAAGACAUGGCCCCUCUCCACUUGGCUCUCCGAACGAAGCACCACAGCAGCGACCAGGUUUCGCUGCUUAUGGAGCAGCGUAUACGGCGUACAGCCCGCGCGGAACUGGACCCAGCUCCUCCCGUCCUGGAUAUGGUCCUCCAGCUGCAAUGCGAUCCGGCCCAGGUAUGGGCCUUUCACCUAAUGCAUAUGGGCAAGGUCCCCCAAUCAUGAACAAACGCUCAACGAGACUGGGCUUGAUGUCAUGA